This is a messenger RNA of Sitophilus oryzae (rice weevil), 892 nucleotides long. RefSeq names its product glycine-rich protein DOT1-like. The transcript has 5 exons. The record is from RefSeq and is a predicted model, not a curated record. The coding region runs from base 95 to 829 and encodes 244 amino acids. Lineage: Eukaryota; Metazoa; Arthropoda; Insecta; Coleoptera; Curculionidae.
ACAGAUUUUUUAUGUCUGGUGGGGAAACUAUUUACUUUGCAAUUUCUAUAAAUAUAUACCGUCAUAUAUCUGUUAUUACACAAAUAUUUUCAUAAUGAAGUUUAUCAAGUUCUUAUCCGUGCUGUGUUUAGUGGUUGUCUGUUGUAAUUCAGCCCCUUACGAAUAUAUUCCUGGUAUUGAAUACAAUGGAGACAUAUAUGUUCCUUUGGAAUUCGCUCCUGGUAUACGAGUAGUCCGAUCUCCGAGGCACCAUCAUGGAGGAUCAUCUGCAAAUGCUGAUGCAAACGCAGAGGCUGGUAGUCUCAGCGGUCCUUUUGGAGGAGGUGAUGCCAACGCCAAAGCUCAAGCCAGUGCCGAUGCAGGUGGUUUUGUCUUCCCUGGCCAAUUUGGAAACAACGAAGGAGGAUUUAACAAACUAGGAGGUUUUGAAGGUCCAGGUCCAGGCUUUGGAGGACCUGGCAGUCAUCAUGGCGGUCCAGGUUUUGGAGGACACGGGCAGCCAGGUUUCGGACCACCAAGACCAGCCGGACCUGGUGCAUUUGGAGGGCCUGACUUUGGAGGAUCUAAUGCGGAAUCUAACGCAAAUGCCAAUGCCGGAGAUGGUUCUUCAUUCCACGGUGGACAGGCAGCUGGACACAAUGGACAAGGAGGUGCCAAUGCGGGUGCUAGUGGAACUGGAGAAGCCAAUGCUAAUGCACAAACCCAAACAUUUACUGGGAAUGGCUUUACUGCGACCUCAUCCUCCGCAAGCAGCUCCAGCAAAAGCCAAGGUGGUUAUAAUGGAGGUGCAAACAGCGUAGCUACGGCCAAUGCUGUUGCUAGUAGUUAAAUUUUAAAUGUUAUAUUUAUUAUUUUUAUAUAUGUUUUAAAAUAAAUCCCACCUGCACCCUAA